This is a messenger RNA of Sporisorium graminicola, 660 nucleotides long. RefSeq lists its product as uncharacterized. The coding region runs from base 1 to 660 and encodes 219 amino acids. The record is from RefSeq and is a predicted model, not a curated record. The transcript has a single exon. NCBI's taxonomy places the organism in Eukaryota, Fungi, Basidiomycota, Ustilaginomycetes, Ustilaginales, Ustilaginaceae.
AUGCGCACCUUCAGCCUUACAGCCUUUGCCGCCUUGUCCUUGGCCGCAGUGCAUGCAGCACCGGCUAAGCAGCUUCAACGUGCCAAGCUGUCUUGCGAUUGGGACAACAAACUACCAGGGGCACAACUGAGUGCAGGCGACUACAACUAUGGCAGCAAAGACUUCGACGUGGGCUACAAAAGCUUCACCCAAGAAGAUGGCGAGGAAAUCCUACGCGUCGUCAAAGUGGACCCCAACGAUGCUACCAUUUCGCCCUUGUCGAGCGUGAUUCAAGUCUCGUGCAACUCGACCGCGCUCAACUACUAUGUCCAUCGGGGUCAGUUCGGCGCAAACACACCGGUCAAGCUACUUGCUGACGUGGGACGCCACGGCAUCCCGUACUGUGUCGGCAUCCACGACCCUGACACUGAUCCAACCGAUAUCGUACUUGUACCUUGCAGUGACUACGAUGAUGAGUCGCAGGCCAACCAGUUCUGGUUAGAGCAAUUCAAGUACGACAACCUUUUCCCGCUCGUUGGCAAAUCCAACACCUCGGCCAAUGUCGAGCACAGCAACUCUUGGCCUAUCUUGAUCCCAGCCGACGAUGCAAACCCACAGGUCUUCCGUGCUGGACACAGUGCAGACGAGCAAGCCCUUGCGAGCUUUAUCCGCAGUACGUGA